UCACUGCUACAGUCAAUGUACCUAUUUAAGUGUUCGUAAUCCAGUUUCAUUUUUUCUCUACGAAUAACAGCAUCUGCUUAGAUACGAUGACGAUGCAAAGUGACAAUUACCACGAGGAUGACAUUGUGAUUACUGGAAUUUCAGGACUGUUUCCAAACAGCGAAAACUUCGAAGAAUUCAAGGAAAAUUUAUUGAAAAGGAGAGAUAUGUAUUCAAAAGUCGACAUAAACGGCGAUACUACAAUCAGAGGUACUGUGAAAUCAAUCGAUCGGUUUGAUUAUGCUUUUUUUCACAUAACUUAUAACCUAUCCCUUGGAAUGAUGGUUGGUCUGAGAAUUCUGCUUGAAAAAACAUUCGAAGCUAUAUUGGACGCAGGUUACAAUUUGCAACAAAUAAAAGGUAAACGCAUAGCUGUAGUUAGUGCAUUAUGGGAAGGCAGUACCGAUGGUGAUCCGGCUAUUCAGCCGAACGCAAUGUACGACAGUGCCCUUGGUGCGGGCCAGUUCAUGUGUGCCAACAGAAUAUCACAUACGUUUGAUCUACAAGGACCUAGUUGUAAUGUGAAUACAGCGUGUUCGUCAUCUGGAUACGCUUUGGAUACGGCCAUUAGGUACAUUCAAAAUGAACAAUGUGAAGGAGCAAUCGUGUGUUCGGCAAAUUUCUGCUUUACCGAAAGCGGCCAAAGCCAGGUGUCAUCAUUUAUUCACUCUAAGCGUACAGAGAUUUCUUCGCCUUUCGAUGCGCGAGCUGGUGGAUACAUUAGAAGCGAAGCUGUAGUCUCCAUGUUUAUUCAAAAAAGAAAAUAUGCUAAAAGAAUUUAUGCCGAUAUCAUUCAUUCGACAACCAAUUGUGACGGUUUCAAGCAAGAAGGUAUGAUGCAUCCUUCAAUCAGUCAACAAAAACAGCUUUACGAAGACUUUUACAAAAUGAUCAACAUCGACCCCAGCUCCAUCUCGUACAUAGAAGCUCAUGGUACAGGAACACAGGUAGGAGAUUUUGUAGAAGGCACCUCGAUUGCAGAGUUUUUUUGUCAAGGACGCGAGACUCCACUGAAAUUCGGAUCGGUUAAAUCGAAUAUAGGCCAUACAGAGUCAGUUGCUGCCUUAUGCGGUAUUGCAAAAUUACUAGUGGCUUUCGAAAGUGGAAUUAUUCCGCCAAAUGAGCAUUUCACGAGCCCGAAUCCAAACGUUAAGGGUUUACUCAAUGGCCAGCUACAGCUUGUUACAGAGCCAACGCCCGUAGAAGGAAAGUAUUUCGCUUUAAAUUCUUUCGGAGUAGGUGGUGCAAACUUUCAUCUAUUACUGGCACGUCAUGAUAAAAUUAAACAGCCCACUAAAUCUAUGAAUGAAGAUAUACCAAAAAUGCUGACCGUGUCUGGACGUAACGAAGAGGCUAUCGAUUGCAUUUUCAAUGAUUUUGAGAAAAAUUACCAAGAUGAAGAAUAUGUAGCUCUGUUACAUGAGAUUUUUAGCGAUGAUAUAAGCGGUCAUCUUCAAAGAGGAUUCAUAAUUUUGGAUGAGAACAAAGAACACAUAAAAUCCCAAACAUCUUUUUCAGGCGAGAAGCGACCUGUAUGGUUUGUAUUUACCGGUAUGGGUUCCCAAUGGUCCGGAAUGGCUAAAUCACUGAUGAACAUACCAAUAUUUGCCGAAUCGAUCAAAAAAAGUCAUCAGAUAAUGCAAUCAAAACAGAUCGAUUUGAUUAAAAUAAUCACAGACGAUGAUCCAGAAAUAUUCGACAAUAUUUUGAACUCAUUCGUUGGAAUAGCAGCAAUUCAAAUAGCUUUGGUUGAUAUUUUGCAAGCGAUUGGAAUACAUCCUGAUGGAAUAAUAGGUCAUUCACUCGGUGAAUUGGGCUGCGCAUAUGCUGAUGGAUGUUUCACAGCUGAGCAAACGCUUCUCGCAGCUUAUUAUCGUGGUUUAGUUUCAGUCGAGACCGAAUUGAUUCACGGCACAAUGGCUGCUGAGUGGGUUACGAAAAACUGA
Planococcus citri (citrus mealybug) is the source of this 1985-nucleotide messenger RNA. Its product is annotated as fatty acid synthase-like. NCBI's taxonomy places the organism in Eukaryota, Metazoa, Arthropoda, Insecta, Hemiptera, Pseudococcidae. Gene Ontology annotation, biological process: fatty acid biosynthetic process. The transcript has 11 exons. The coding region runs from base 87 to 1985 and encodes 632 amino acids. Gene Ontology annotation, molecular function: 3-oxoacyl-[acyl-carrier-protein] synthase activity; fatty acid synthase activity. The record is from RefSeq and is a predicted model, not a curated record.